Molecule: messenger RNA, 717 nt
Organism: Didymodactylos carnosus
Lineage: Eukaryota; Metazoa; Rotifera; Eurotatoria; Philodinida; Philodinidae
Source: the annotation of a GenBank genome assembly
AUGGCAGCCCCUUUGGCUUUCAACACUAAACAGCAACAUUAUGCAACAAAACCAAAACCACAUUCAAAUCUUCGACAACAACAACCACAGCAACACAGUCUUAACUCCUUUACAGGCGUUUGGGGUGAACAAUUUCACAUUCAUCAAAUGGUGAUGAUUUAUGAUCAAAAAUACGCAAGGGUUCCUAGCGUUGAUUUUCUACAAGAAACAAUAUUUAAACUAGAUCAACAACAACGAGAAUGUUUAGUUAAAUUUGAUUACAACCAGUUAAGUGGUUACGUUGCAUUUGAUGAUGUAUUUCAAAUGUCAUUUCAAGGGUUAGAAGAUGAUGAUAUGGAUCAUGAUAAAUUAGCAUGUUUGAAACGUAUUCAAUCAAUGGAAAUUCAUCCGUCACCAGUUAUGAAGAACAACAGCUUAAUAGUACAGUCGAAACAUUUAAAUGAUCAACGAUCGACAGAUGGAUCAGAAUGGAUCGAUUUACGCGAAAUAUAUGAUCAUCCGUUUGAUAGUCGAUAUAAUUCCAGUGAAGAUGAUGACGAAGAAGAAUACUCAAAAGCAAAUUUCCAACCCAUAAUCCCUAUUGUAACGCCAGCAACAGUAAACAAACAUUAUUUCCAUGGCCAACACAUACGUGAUUUUGCCUGUUAUCUUCAAACUCAAUACUCAAUCAUUAGAAUUAGAAAAUUACAUUUCCCGGAUCACGGCACCAAAUGUUAG